GCCUUUAAGAUCUGCUUCUUUCUUCUCCAGGUUUCCUGUUCACAGGCUACAUGCUGCACGUGUGGCUGGCUGCGACGCAGUUCAUUGCACCCCUCAUGGCCAACUUUGAGACUAUCUCCAGCAACGAGUCUUCAAUCAAGUACGUCGAUAACGGUACAUCCUUUGUGGUGGAGUGGCAUCAGGUUGUACUGCAGGACAAGCCCAGUGGAGGCAACUACACAUUCCAGGCUGUGCUGCACAAAAAUGGAGACAUUGUCUUUGUCUACAAAGAUCUGCCAAUGGCCGUAACGGAAAUUCCUGACCGGAGCCACCCAGUCAAAGUUGGAAUAUCGGAUGCCUACAUGUUUGACCGCAUGGUGUUCUUUGUCAAGCGGAAGACCAUCUACGAGUACCACCAGGUGAGCAAGAAGAGUGACGUCAUUCGUAGCAACACGGCCAUUGUGUUCACCGCCCUGCCCACGUGCCUGGGCCUGAAGACUUGUACAGAGUGCCGCUCAGCACAGCUUUCGUUCAGCUGCUCGUGGUGUGAUGCGGUGCAACGUUGCUCAAGUGGCAUUGACCGGCACCGCCAGAGCUGGCUGGAGAACCAGUGUGACCUUGAGGAAAAGAAGAAUGCCUCGCAGUGCGGUGCCACUCCACGCACCACAGUGCCACCACCAGCUGUUCCAACAGCGCCAAGCAGCUCUGCUACAGCGGCAGUGGCCAAUGCAUCCAUCGCUGUCGCCAAUGCGACCAGUACUAUUCCUGAGGUGGUUUCCAUUCACACCAACGAUGUGCACGGUGAUGCAGCAGCACACAGUGCAGCCGUUAUGCCAUCGGACGGUUCCUCAUCAUCGCACGCUGUCAGCUCUGGCACGGUGGUCGCUGUCAUCAUGAUCCUGGUGCUCGUAGUUGCCGUUGGCGUGUGGCUGCUGUAUGCAUACCGCAACCCCCAGACGCCUGCUGGACAGCUCCUCAUCAAGUAUCGUCCGAGCCAGUGGAGGCUCCAUGGUGAAGCCCGCUACACGGCCGCCACCUCGGUCCAUAUCUGAGGAAGCUGUCCAACGGCCAACGACUUUGAUAACAAUGUCGUGACCUCAGGAGCCGGGGUAAUGACAUUGAAAGGAGGAGCGAGUUCUUCCCUUGGAGUCGUCGGCUCUGCCGGCUUCAAGCACUGACCCAUCUGUUCAGCUCUCCCCCUCCUUCCCCUCUUCUAUUCACUUCCCUCUUGUUGUGCUUGGACUCGUCUGUGCAGCAGGCAAACAUGUCGUGGCAUCUUUUACUUUGGGCAGUCAAUGGAGAAAGACGCAACCAGUGGGCUGCCUUCUCUGUUGAUCAUUUGUUUUGAGAAUAGUUGUAGUUUCUGUGGGCAGCAAAAGCAGGCAUGACAAACGAAAGGUAUGGGUUCACACCCCUCCCUUUCAGCACUGUCAAGUAUAGUAACACCUUGUUAAUACGUACCUGCUUAAUAAGUAAUUCUGGUUUAAAUAUAGUCGUGACGGAUCCCCCGCCCUGUCACCAUUGAACCUAAUGUAUUGGCUGACUGCUUAAACCGUAGUCGCUUAACACAUUCGAAAUGGGUAGUGCGUAGUAUUUACUUAAUUUUUCAGCGCAUACAAGCAUGGACUCUGAAAUGGCACACGCGCAGACCAUAAAUAGCAAAAUUGCGACGCACGGGCCUUUUCCAGACUACAGUUGCCACCGAUAGUGACAUCAAAACACGGUAGCCAGGACGUGUUUCCUGCUCCCAAUGCUUCGCGCACUUCCACCUCAUCGUCAUGGAUGACGAUGUGCAUACCUGAUCCACGUUCUCUGCCAACUACGUAUUAAGGAGGUUUUCCUGUACUUUGACGAGGCAUACAGCAGAAGUGCGCUGCCAACAAGUGUUAGUUAAUUCAGUGAGAAAUUAUGCCGAAUGGCAUGUCGCAAGAUGCAUGUCUCGUUUAUAGUGAUCAAUAAUGAAUAUGGCUCAGCGCUUGAGGUGUUCAGUGUUGAGCUAGUGGCCUAAAGCGUCCAGUGCGAACCUGUUGCUCAUUGCAAAAUGCUUGCCAUUUUCACUUGACUUCAGCUGCCAUAUACUUUAGGGGCACUCUGCUUUAACCAUGGCCCUCAAUCGACUGGAGUGUUGUGCGGAACAGAGCUUGCUUGCUCUUACUCAAGGGGAAUCUCUUGCAAACUAACUGCAGUAAGUUGUCUACCCUGUUACAACGAGGGCCCACCACAAGGUUAACUGGACACUGACCCAUUACUUCAACAGGUUUUUGGCAACAUGCUGGCAACAAUGGGCUUAGUUUUAGGGCAGUGUUGUAGCGUCUGUCACGCAAUUCCAGCUGUAUGGGUGUUAGGGCACCGCAAGAGCUGGCACCUUUCAUUAGUGGAAUUCUCAGAUAUUCCUAAUCGGGCAGUACUUCGAAGUCCCUGAGUGUGUAAAUGC
Dermacentor silvarum is the source of this 2413-nucleotide messenger RNA. Its product is annotated as plexin domain-containing protein 2-like. The record is from RefSeq and is a predicted model, not a curated record. The transcript has 10 exons. The coding region runs from base 51 to 1031 and encodes 326 amino acids. Lineage: Eukaryota; Metazoa; Arthropoda; Arachnida; Ixodida; Ixodidae.